Penicillium daleae is the source of this 1062-nucleotide messenger RNA. Its product is annotated as DMT family transporter. The transcript has 3 exons. NCBI's taxonomy places the organism in Eukaryota, Fungi, Ascomycota, Eurotiomycetes, Eurotiales, Aspergillaceae. The record is from RefSeq and is a predicted model, not a curated record. Gene Ontology annotation, cellular component: membrane. The coding region runs from base 1 to 1062 and encodes 353 amino acids.
AUGGGCAUGUUUUUGGUCUUGCUGGCGCAGAUGUUUGGGGCUAGUAUGAAUGUGAUGACGCAGAUUUUGGAGAUUCAUAGUUCGAUGCAUCCGUUUCAGGUCCUCUUCGCCCGCAUGUCCAUCACAGCUGUCGCCAGCUACUUCUACAUGUGGUACGCCAAAGUCCCCGCCCCCUUUGGCACCCGUCCCGUCCGCAAACUCCUGCUCCUCCGCGCUACCUUCGGGUUCCUCGGCGUCUAUGGGCUCUACUAUUCCGUACAAUACCUCCCCCUCUCCGAGGCAACGGUGAUCACCUUCCUCGCGCCCAUCCUCACCUGCUACGCCUGUUCGCUGCUCAUCCCCGGCGAGACUUUCUCGCGGCGGCAGCAACUAGCCGCGAUCGUCUCGCUGGCUGGUGUAGUUCUCAUCGCGCAACCAUUUUCGAAGCGUGAUGGCGCGGGAACACGCACGGGUGAUAAUGCGGGUACCGCGGCUGAGGACGAGAGUCCCGGUGACGCGGACGCGUUCCACCACGUUCUGGCGACGGUGGUCGCGUCCGUGGGCGUGCUGGGUGCGUCUGGCGCGUAUACUACGAUCCGGAUGAUCGGACGACGGGCGCACCCGCUCGUCUCGGUGACUUAUUUCUCCAGCGUGACGACGGUGAUCUCGUUAGUGGCCAUGGUCGCGGUGCCAUGGGUGCCAUUCCGCCUGCCGUCCACCGUGACCGAGUGGACGCUCUUGACCGGGUUAGGAGUGUGCGGGUUCCUGCUGCAGUUCUUGCUCACGGCGGGACUGAGUUAUGUGCCCCCGGCCAGUGUGCGAGUCGCGGGGGCCAAGGCGAGCCAGGGGUCCAAGGCGACGAAUAUGGUGUAUAUGCAGAUGCUGUUUGCCUUGUUCUAUGACAAGGUUGUGUGGGGGGAGUACGUUGUCGCCGGUGAGCUGGGCGGGGAGCCGCGUCGGGGGGAGACGAAGCCCAAAGUGGAGGGUGAAGGAGGGGAAGGUGAAGAGGAUCGGCGAUUCAAGGACCGGGAUGACGAGGAGGCGGAGGGUGUGGCUGCACGGGCUGCACGGGAAGGAGACUAA